Molecule: messenger RNA, 1662 nt
Organism: Aspergillus versicolor CBS 583.65
Lineage: Eukaryota; Fungi; Ascomycota; Eurotiomycetes; Eurotiales; Aspergillaceae
Product: fungal specific transcription factor domain-containing protein
Exons: 5
Coding region: 29-1597 (522 amino acids)
Biological process (GO): DNA-templated transcription
Molecular function (GO): zinc ion binding; DNA binding
Source: RefSeq, a predicted model, not a curated record
CUCCCAUUGAAUAUUUAUGGCUGCAACCAUGGCCGAAAUAACCCAAGCUAGGGACAUUCCACCAUUGCCUCUAGAUUUGGUAAACGCCGUUAUACAGGAAAUCCAGAAAACCCGUCCUCUUUUCCUUUACUCGUACCCUUUAAACGAUGUCUCACUAGUCGUGCGCCUCUAUCAGUCCGCAUUCUCUGGAUCAACGCCUGUAUCCUCUGCGCAUCUCGCCUGCACCUAUGGAACACUUUAUUUUAUCCUGAGGGAGUUCAGGUAUCUCCAGAGUCCGAUAUGUCAGAAAUUUGAUUUCAAUGAAGCCAUUUCUUUAGCUGAGAAGAAAUUCGAUGUUCUGCUAAAGGACUAUCGCGUUUUGAGCGUGCCUAGUUUCGGGAAUGUGCUUGCUUUGACUCUUGGUGCCAUGAAAGCACAGAACCAAGGAAGUCCAUUCCUCAACUGUACCCUGAUCUCCGCAGCCGCCAGCCACUGCCAGAGUCUGGGAUACAACCAUGACUCAAGCCACGGCAACUCUUCGAACAGUCGCCGGCUUUUCUGGAGCGUGUACAUGCUCGAGAAAGAGGUUUCUAUAUUCUUUGGACGUGCGUCAGCUCUCCAGGAUGCGGAUAUCGAUGUAGCACUGCCAGUAUUCUCUCGCAAGCGACCCGUCGAACGCUGGGAUCGGCUGUUUGAGGCUGGUAUCAAACUUGCGAAGAUUCAGAGACGCAUCUGUAACGAUCUCUAUUCGCGCAAAUCACUCAAGCUAGGCCAAACCGAGCGUGAGAACAAAAUCCAUGAUACUGUGCAGAAGGCUCAUCAUUUUUAUGAUAAUCGGAUGUACUACACACUCACAUUAUCUGAUGGGCCGGAGCGAUUAUUUAGACUAGCAGAAGACAUGCUGGAAACCAAGCGGUCGGCAACAUUAACCACGCUGCUCCGGGCACCCAGUUCGUUGAAAACAGGCCAAACGCAUAUCAGACCGGAAUGUUUCAAGGCCGCUCGCACUACAUUGAAGCUCUACCUACAUUGUUCCAGGGCCUGCGAGCUAGGAGGACUUUCGUCUGAGACGGAAAGGUAUAGAGACUGGGGUCCCCUAUCAUGCAUUCUAACCCCCUUCAUUGUAAUAUCCCUACACGCCAUCGCAUCCUCAAGCGCCGAGGACAUCACCCUCCUCAACGAGGUCGUAUCAACUCUGGAACAAAUUCAGGAUGUUUCGCCCAGCGAGUCCUGUGAAAAACUAUACAAAUUCACCUCCUCAUUCGCUAAAGCCGCAACCGGGUUCGUUCAACGCCACGAGUCCAUUCACUCGGUGUCUAGGUGGCGGUACAGCCAGCAGGACGAUUCGCUAUCCCUUACAAGCAGGGAGAAAGAACCCAGUACUACUGAGAGCCUGCCGAAGGGUCGUCCGGGGUCAUCAGCAACAUUGGCAUCGGCGUCAUCGGUAUUUACUCACAACACAGAUGAGGGGUCAUUGUUCCAGCAGGUUGUGGACGAGGAUAUGCGCGAAAUUAUUGGCGAGGGCGCGGAAGAGCUGUUUCGGGUUCUCGAAGGGUGUAUGGGUGGUGGGUUGGUUUCUGUGUUGGACGUUUUUGGAGGAGGGUUUUUGGAUGUUUAGAGAGUAUAUAUUCCUUCGACUUAAGACACUUCGUACAUGGAUCUUUUUUCUUUGUUAAGAAUUCA